Messenger RNA from Zychaea mexicana, 1548 nucleotides. RefSeq names its product farnesyl pyrophosphate synthase. The transcript is spliced from 7 exons. The coding region runs from base 138 to 1196 and encodes 352 amino acids. Gene Ontology annotation, cellular component: cytoplasm. Gene Ontology annotation, molecular function: dimethylallyltranstransferase activity; (2E,6E)-farnesyl diphosphate synthase activity. The record is from RefSeq and is a predicted model, not a curated record. NCBI's taxonomy places the organism in Eukaryota, Fungi, Mucoromycota, Mucoromycetes, Mucorales, Lichtheimiaceae. Gene Ontology annotation, biological process: trans, trans-farnesyl diphosphate biosynthetic process.
UCUCUCUCUCUCUCUCUCUCUUUCCUGGAUCUACGCUACAGGUACGUACUCUCCUCCCAGCGAUAUCCAGUAGCUUGGAUCCUCUUCUAAACCAUCUUUUCUCUUGGACGCCCUUUAUAGAAAAACUUCAUAUCAUCAUGGUCAGCGUCAAGUUGCAAAAGGAAGAAAACCGCAAGGCUUUCCUCGAUAUUUUUCCCACUUUGGCCGAGGAAGUCCUUGCCGAGUUGCGCAAGUACAACAUGCCCCAAGAUGCUUAUGAAUGGACCAAGGAGAUGUUGUUCUACAAUGUGCCUGGAGGCAAAUUGAACCGCGGUCUUUCUGUUGUCGACACCAUCCGUAUCUUGAAGGGUGAUGCUGUCACCGAGGAUGAUAUUUUCAAGGCUUCUGUCCUUGGUUGGCUUGUGGAACUCCUCCAAGCCUUCUUCCUCGUUUCAGAUGAUAUCAUGGAUAGUUCUAUCACCCGUCGUGGCCAGCCUUGCUGGUACCGCAAGGAUGGUGUUGGUAUGGUUGCCAUCAACGAUGCUUUCAUUUUGGAAUCGUGCAUCUACGUCUUUUUGAAAAAGUAUUUCAAGAGCACUGACUACUACGUCGAUUUGCUCGAGUUGUUCCAUGAGGUCACUUUCCAAACUGAAUUGGGCCAAUUAUGUGAUUUGAUCACUGCUCCCGAAGAUAACGUUGACUUGAGCAAGUUCUCGGUUCAAAAGCACCAUUUCAUUGUUGUUUACAAGACCGCUUACUACUCGUUUUACCUCCCUGUGGCAAUGGCCAUGCAUAUGGCUGGUAUCAAGAACGAGUCUGCAUACAAGGCCGCUGAAGAAAUCUUGAUUCCUCUUGGCGAAUACUUCCAGGUCCAAGAUGAUUAUCUCGACUGCUAUGGUGAGCCCGAAUUCAUCGGCAAGAUCGGUACGGAUAUCCAAGACAACAAGUGCAGCUGGUUGAUCAACCAAGCCCUGGCCAAGGCAAAUGCUGACCAACGCAAGGUGCUUGAUGAGAACUAUGGCAAGAAGGACAAGGCUGCUGAGACCAAGAUCAAGGAACUCUAUGUCGAAAUGGACAUUGAGGGCACUUACAAGGCAUACGAAGAAAAGUCGUAUCAGGAAAUCUCGGGUAUGAUCAGCAAGUUGGAUGAGUCGCUUGGUCUCAAGAAGGCCGUCUUUACCGAAUUCAUGGACAAGAUCUACAGACGCACCAAGUAAAAUGAAAACCAUUCAUCUAUCAAUAGCAAGGAUAGCAACUUACUACUACUACUGCAACAACAUAUCAAAGCAAUCUAUACAAUCCCCUCCCACACACACACACACGGAUAUACAAAAGCCCUUCUUUAAUCUAUAUAGCUUUUUCUUAUAUAAAGUUUCCUUCUUUCUACUAUUUUCCUCCUAGCAUUUUCUUAAUCUCUAUACAAACAAAAAGAAUACUAUCUGCUUUUUUGGCCAAUAAACGAAAAACAUCCUCGUAUGGUGGCUACUCUUUUUUGCCACGAAUCUCUCCUCGCAUUCUAUAGAAUGUGGCUAACUGUCACUCUGUCACUUUAACCCCAUAGCGUCUGCC